Molecule: messenger RNA, 1889 nt
Organism: Cheilinus undulatus (humphead wrasse)
Lineage: Eukaryota; Metazoa; Chordata; Actinopteri; Labriformes; Labridae
Product: homeobox protein OTX2-like
Exons: 3
Coding region: 16-891 (291 amino acids)
Biological process (GO): multicellular organism development; regulation of transcription by RNA polymerase II
Cellular component (GO): nucleus
Molecular function (GO): RNA polymerase II cis-regulatory region sequence-specific DNA binding; DNA-binding transcription factor activity, RNA polymerase II-specific
Source: RefSeq, a predicted model, not a curated record
GAUCCGGCCGCCAGCAUGAUGUCCUAUCUGAAACAACCGCCGUACACGGUGAACGGACUGAGCUUAUCUGCCUCAGGAGUGGACCUGCUACAUCCUUCAGUGGGAUACCAGGGUACCCCUCGCAAACAAAGAAGAGAAAGGACGACGUUCACGCGAGCUCAGCUCGACGUCCUGGAGAACCUGUUCGCAAAGACCCGGUAUCCUGACAUCUUUAUGAGGGAGGAGGUGGCCUUAAAGAUCAACCUACCUGAAUCCCGCGUGCAAGUUUGGUUCAAGAACCGACGGGCUAAACACCGCCAGCAGGCCCAGCAAACCCAAAGCGGAGUGCAGAACAAAGUGGUCACUAAACCGGUGAAGAAGAAAUGCUCUCCUGUCCGGGAAGUUAGCUCAGAGAGCGGGGCCAGCGGCCAGUUCACACCGCCCUCCAGCACCUCUCUCCCGGCUGUUAGCAGCAGCAGCGCGGCGCCGGUGUCCAUCUGGAGCCCGGCCUCCAUCUCCCCUCUGUCGGACCCGCUGUCCACGUCUUCCUCCUCGUGCAUGCAGCGCUCCUACCCCAUGACCUACACCCAAGCGUCCGGCUACAACCAGGGCUACACGGGCUCCUCGUCCUACUUCACCGGCAUGGACUGCGGCUCCUACCUCUCUCCCAUGCAUCACCAGCUCUCCGCUGCGGGCUCUGCCAUGAGCCCCAUGGGCGGCAGCGGGGUGUCCAGUCACCUGAGCCCGGCAUCCUCGCUCUCCUCGUCGGCGUACGGAGCGACAGGGCUGGGCUUUGCUGGAGCCGCAGACUGCCUGGACUAUAAAGACCAAACAUCAUCGUGGAAGCUCAAUUUCAACGCGGACUGUUUGGAUUACAAAGAUCAGUCAGCGUGGAAGUUUCAAGUGUUGUGAGAGGACAGAAAUAAAGGGACAAUUUAUACAAAAAUGCAGACUUUUACGGGCGAAUUCAAACCCCAAAGUUGGGGCUCUCAACUAAAAGCCCCCAACUUCUACCUCCAGGACUGCAGGUCUCACUUGUUGGGUUAAUUUAUUGAACAUUCAGACUGAUUUCUCCCCAACUUUGAUCAAGGACACGGAACAAAUGUGCUGACCAAAAGGAAAAAGGAUCAAAAGAGUCUCAAGUUGGGUUGAGUUUGAGGAGUAGGUCAGGUUUUCUUUUCUAAGCUCCUUAAAGACUCCCCUCUCUCUUGUCUUUUUUUAUUUUGUUGGCACGCUGAAGGGCCCCUUUGAUCAAAGCAUGAGUGUGUGUUGUAGAGAGUGUGUGUAUGAAAGCAGCUCUGAUAUGAACCUGGAUGCACUAUUAAUUUAUGACAAAUAUGUUUAGUAACAAGAGACAAUCAGUCUGUUCGUCUGUCUGCUCAUAAAUGUCCUUAAUGUGUUUUGAAUUAUUCCCCCACGUGUUAGAUUCUUUUUCUUAUUAAUUUGUGAUUAUUUGUAUGCAAGUUUGCCACACACCCAGCUGUGAAUUUGAUAGAUUUAUUUCCAUGUCUGAGUGUUAAAUGAUAAAUUAUUAAAUGGACAUAUUAGUUGGAUUAAAUAGGGAGUGCAGGGUGAAUAAAGUCAGCAGCAGAUAAGGUUCAUGUGAGCUGUAAUGUGCUGUGAGAAGGCCACAAACACACUAAAUGACAAUAAAGAUCACUUGACCUGACCCAACACUGACUCUAGUGUAAAUCCAUCAAUACUUUCUGUUUCUUUCACUUUUUAUGUCAUCAUUUAAGUUUCAAAUUAAGUGCCAGACUUCAUCCACUGCAGCAUCACAAAAUCUCAUGAUCAUUGUAUGUGUCUCCACUACUGAGCCACAGGAGGACUUUCUGUCCAAGCUUUGAGGAAUGUGAGUUAUGUUUGAGCUAUGUUAAUCCGGGCUCGUAAAGAGGAUAAUCCAACAUUUU